Messenger RNA from Fonsecaea nubica, 714 nucleotides. RefSeq lists its product as hypothetical. NCBI's taxonomy places the organism in Eukaryota, Fungi, Ascomycota, Eurotiomycetes, Chaetothyriales, Herpotrichiellaceae. Gene Ontology annotation, cellular component: transcription factor TFIIIC complex. Bases 1 to 714 code for a protein of 237 amino acids. Gene Ontology annotation, biological process: transcription initiation at RNA polymerase III promoter. The transcript has a single exon. The record is from RefSeq and is a predicted model, not a curated record.
AUGCCUCAUGGUCCUAGUAAUGGGGAGACUGCCCCGUCAUUCCAGGUCCCACGUAACCCUAUCCUAUCUAUCGAGCAUCCAUGCAUCGUCAAAAAUGUGGAAAAGGCUGUCGACAUGCUCGGGGGUCCUGCAGAGAUCGUACAGAGUCUGGAGUCAGGAUUGGAGAAGCCGCUGGGGCUCAAAUUUCAACCCGAGGGUCCAAGCAGUCGUGCAGUGCUGUCUUACAACAAGCCAACCAAUAAUGUGCUGCUCAAAGUGACUGUUCCGAAACGAACAGGCAGGAAAAGGAGGCGAGGCUUUGAUGAACAGUUCUCUGAAGAUUCUGGAGAGUCACGCCCACGGAAAGACGUCAAACACCUCCUCCGUUCCCUGACUGACAAUCGCGAACGCUGUGAGGUCGAGGUCGUGGGCCAGAUUGGCUCUACACACGUUUGGCGCGCCAUGCCCGAUUUCACUUAUUCGUCUAAAGGGUCUUCAUUUCUGGGCGAGGUACAGUCCGAACUUCUUCCUCAGCAGUACCCGUUGCUCAAGCAAUGGUCUUUUCCUGGGUCUUCUCCCAAAGAAGAUACAGAGGUUGUUCCUCCUCCAGUGCUUUCCACCCAGAACCUCCCGGCCAACUUCACAUAUUGCCAAGAAACAGCCGCGGACUCCAUGGUUGAGCAACCCUCAGCAAACCGAAUGACGGAUGAGACUGUCCAGCAUUCCACCAGUUAA